Chinchilla lanigera (long-tailed chinchilla) is the source of this 2690-nucleotide messenger RNA. RefSeq names its product serine peptidase inhibitor, Kunitz type 1 (gene Spint1). The record is from RefSeq and is a predicted model, not a curated record. The coding region runs from base 389 to 1888 and encodes 499 amino acids. Lineage: Eukaryota; Metazoa; Chordata; Mammalia; Rodentia; Chinchillidae. Gene Ontology annotation, molecular function: serine-type endopeptidase inhibitor activity; protein binding. The transcript has 11 exons.
CCUCAGCCUCCCAAGUGUUGGGAUUACAGGCGUGCGCCACCACGCCAGGCUUCUGGGUUGUCUUGACCCCAAGAAAUGGGAAGGAUGUCCGCAGGGUUGGCUAGCGACGGCAAGGUCACUUGCAUCCCCUCCACCCCCUUCCCAAGCGCCCAAGGCCUGGGGCGGGCAUCCUGGCUCCGACCAGAAAGGGGAGCCGGAGGCUGCCGUCCUAGAGCGCCCUACCUGCGCGACUUUGCUGCAGCCCCGUCCCUGUCCCCGCCUUCGGGGUUCAGGAUGCUCUUCUGGGACGCAGGGGGCCCGGCGUGGUCGCGGGCCCCCUCGGAACCCCGAGGCCUGCGCUGUGCGGGUGACUGCCCUGCGGAGAAGGACGACGGCAGCCGGGAGGACGAUGGCCGGCGCCAUCGCCGCCGCCGUGUGGCUCCUUUGCGCCCUCGGCCGCAGGGCCGCCGACGCCGGGUUGCCGCCCGCGCCCGCUGAACUGCCCACCGGAGCCUCCUGCCUGGCCCGCUUCACCAGCGGGGUCCCUGCCUUCGUGCUGGACACCGAGGCCUCGGUCAGCAACGGGGCCACCUUCCUGGGGUCCCCCGCGGCGCGGCGGGGCUGGGACUGCGUGCGCGCCUGCUGCGCCACCCAGAGCUGCAACCUGGCGCUGGUGGAGCUGCAGCCCGACGGCGGGGAGGACGCCAUCUCUGCCUGCUUCCUCAUGAAUUGCGUCUAUGAGCAGAACUUUGUGUGCAAGUUCGCGCGCAGGGACGGCUUCAUCAACUACCUCACGCAGGAGGUUUACCGCUCCUACCGCGAGCUGCAGAGGCAGGGCUUCGGAGGGUCCCGGAUCCCCAGGGCCUGGGUGGGCAUAGACUUGAAGGUACAACCCCAGGAACCCCUGGUGCUGAAGGAUGUGGGCAGCACAGAUUGGCAGCUCCUUCAGGGUGACGCCAGCGUCAGCAUAGAGAGGAAAGAGCUGGACCAGUUGGAGCUAUGGGGACUCAAGGAAGGCACCUACGUGUUCCAGCUGAAAGCCGCCGGCUCGGACGAGCCAGAGGGCACAGCAAACGUCACAGUCACGGUGUUGUCCGCCAAGCAGACAGAAGAUUACUGCCUCGCCUCCAGCAAAGUGGGCCGCUGCCGGGGCGCCUUCCCCCGCUGGUACUACAGCCCCAAAGAGCAGAUCUGCAAGAGGUUCAUUUAUGGGGGUUGCUUGGGUAACAAGAACAACUACCUUCGGGAGGAGGAGUGCAUGCUGGCCUGUCGGGAUGUGCAAGGGCCCUCGAUGGAAAGGCAGCAUCCAGUGUGUUCGGGCAGCUGCCAGCCCACCCAGUUCCGCUGCAGUGAUGGCUGCUGCAUUGACAGCUUCCUGGAGUGUGACGACACCCCAGACUGCCCUGAUGGCUCCGACGAGGCCACCUGUGAAAAAUAUAUCACUGGCUUUGACGAGCUCCAGAACAUCCAUUUGCCCAGUGACAAAGGGCACUGCGUGGACCUGCCAGACACAGGUCUCUGCCAGGACAGCAUCCCGCGCUGGUACUACAACCCGUUCAGUGAGCGCUGCAGUCGGUUUACCUACGGUGGUUGUGACGGCAACAAGAACAACUUUGAGGAAGAGCAGCAGUGUCUGGAGUCCUGUCGUGGCAUCUCCAAGAAGGAUGUGUUUGGGCUGCGGCGGGAGAGCUCCAUUCCCAACGUAGGCUCAGUGGAAGUGGCGAUUGCUGUACUCCUGGUCACCUGCAUUGUAGUGGUGCUGACCGUCCUGGGUUACUGCUGCUUCAAGAACCAGAGGAAGGGCUUCCGCAGGCACCGCCACCCCCCGCCCACGCCCGCCAGCUCCACCGUCUCCACCGCCGAGGACACAGAGCACCUGGUCUAUAAUCACACGACCCGGCCCCUCUGAGCCAAGGCACUUCCUGCUCAUGAAGCCUCGGGACGCUUCGGGACCAGACUCCUCCUGCCUGUUGCCCAGGCUUCUGUGCCUCUGAAGAGGGGCUUUGCCCUCUUGGAGAAGUCUCCGAGAGCUUGGGCCAGUUGUUCCUGAGAAAGCUCAAGGGUGUGGGAGCAGCAGGAAGCCCUUGAGCCAGUACUGUAUAGAUGGACCCGCGCGAAGCGGGGUUUCUGUUGUGUUCAGAGCUACCUACGCACCCCCUGGCUCUGGGAAGGAAGCUGGGGUGGUGUUGGAAACUGACCCUGUCCUCCAUCGCUGCCCUUCAGCUCUGCACAGUCCAGAGGAGGACUUCCCUGUGUAGUUUGUGCUGUAAAGAACUGCCGUUGGAGUGCUGGGGACAGAGCUCAGUGGUAGAGUGUGUGUGCUGAGCAUGCCUGAGGCCCUCGGUUCCAUCCCCAGCACUGGAGAGCGGGUGCUCUGUCUGUGUUUAGUGUUGUGGGGCUGAGAGGAGUGGAAGACGGCUGCCUUCCUCUUCCCUCAAGAUUGAGCUAUCUGCCUGUACCCAGCCAGAGCCUACUCUAGACGAGCAGUCAGAGCUAGAAGAGGCUCCCCGCAUCCUCCACCCGCGGGCCCCAGGGCUCCCCAGCGUCUCACCCAGCCCUUUCUCCGCUUCCCACAGGUCCAGUGCACUCUGUGGAAAAGGAGGUGUACGAGGCAGGGGGUACAACUUGGCAGCAAAGUGCUUACCUAGCACACACGGGGCCCUGGGCGUUCAGUCCCCAGCUCUGCAAAAAUAAAUGAGAUGAGAUGGUUU